Messenger RNA from Chilo suppressalis (striped riceborer), 4234 nucleotides. The record is from the annotation of a GenBank genome assembly. NCBI's taxonomy places the organism in Eukaryota, Metazoa, Arthropoda, Insecta, Lepidoptera, Crambidae.
CUUAUCGUGGUCUGACUGUUUAAGUUUUUUUCGAUAAAAGGUUGACUUUUCGCGUCACUAUUAUCAUAAAUAACAUGCCACCAAUGUUUUUUUUGCCAGACCUCCGUUCUAAACCUAUGCUCAAAACGCAACUUUUUAGCCUGACGUUUUAAAAUUGAGUCUACAACAUGAAGACAACGCUACAAAUCUUAUGUCAAAUCUGAUAUUUGUUGCACCUGCACCUGGAGCGUCGGUUUUCAACGCAACUCAGGUUAUUGAAGGAAGAAUGCUGAAAUUUCUCUGAAAAUCUCUGAAUUAAAUUCAAUGUCAAUAAUGGAUUUGUGUAGUUUGUAGUGUAGUACGUAAUGUACUGUAGUGAAAAUUGGCAAGUUUGGGAACUUUGAUUAUUUUACUGUUGGCUGGAUUAUUCCAGAGAAGUGAAAUUUUAACUUGCAAAAUAAAACUUGUGGUAUAAUUAUGGAUGUGGUUUUUAUGAAACAUGUGCAACCACACGUUUUUAAAGCUAUUAAAGAUGUAGAUGUUGAUACUCUGAUGAAAUGUUCUUCAGACGAAAUAAGACCCAUUAUACCUUGCCUUGUACGAAUGGCCCUUAUAUCUCCUUUAGAUAUAACCCGAUAUUGUGCCGAAGCUAAAAAGGACAUCCUCACUUUGCUAUCGGGAAUAGAUUUGGUCAAUUUUAUUGUAUCCUUAUUAUCUAUAGAAUUCCAUGCAUUAGAAGUAGACCUAAAGAAAGAACAACAAAUGAGACAGAAAAAUGGUUCUCAAUGCACGGAGUCAUUUUUGGUUCCAAGUAUUGUAAAUGGAAUUGCCAGUGAUUUUGAGCAAUCAGACUCAGCUCGUAGAGUAAGACUUGUAUUAUCAGAAAUACUUCAAAUGCAAGCUCAACUUACUGAAUAUAAUCAAAAUAAGACCUCUAAUUUAGAGACAUCAGUUAAACCAUCAGAACUAUUUGAUAAUGAUGUGUAUUUGGAAGAAAUCACUGAUGUCAUUUGUAUUAGUCUUGCAGAACUACCAAACCUAUUAAAUAUUUGUGAUGUUGUAGAAGUUCUUCUUCAUGUCAACAAAGGUCCUAUUAUAAUAUCAUGGGUAGUUGCUAACAUGCCUGAUACCUUACAGGAAGGAUUCAGCACAAAGCACGGACUACCCAAGCCUGGCUUAAAACCACCUUUCCUGAAGCUGAAGACUGGUCGUCAUCUAGCCCUUUAGACUUCAAAUUAUGAUCAGUUUAAGAGGACAUGGCCUGCUCUAAAAGACACGGUGACAAAGGCCAAACAGAUUAAUUGCCUGUUUAAAAGCCAAAGGUGGCCAUUUCGAAUAGAAUAUUUUUUUAUUUUUUGCUGUGACUUUAAUAAAUAUGUAGGCAUAAAUUUUAAUAAUAUUACAUAAAAAAAUGCAUUUUCAUUUGUAACAGAACUUAUGGCUGGACUAGGUACAGUUACAUAAAUGACUAUUGUAUGAACUAUAAUGGUCACCAAUACUCUUUUAAUAUUUCAUUAUGUUUUAGUGGCAGAAUCAUUAGUAAUGAAUGCAGAAAGAGGAGAAGAGGGGGGUGUGCGUACCAAAGCCCUCGCAACUCUGUGUGAUGCUUGUCCUUACAUAGCUGCAUCUGUUAGAUCGAAGGCAGCAUUUGCAUCACGCUUGCCUUCCCUAAUCAUUAAUCUCACUCUUACUCAUCAUCAGGAUGAUUUGGUAUCUUUUAUGUCUGGAUUAUUGUUGGGUUCUGACCAAACAACUAGAGCAUGGUUUGCAACAUUUUUACGAAAUUCACACAAAAGAGGUAAAGGUGAUGGUCAUGUAGCAGUCACAAAAUUGAGACAAGAGCUAUUAAACAGACUGAAGAAUGCCAUUGCUGGUGUAGAAGCCUCUGCACUAUUGCGUCUGUACUGUGCUCUCAGAGGCAUUGCUGGAAUUAAGUUUCAAGAUGAUGAAGUAGCUGGACUUCUGAGACUAGUCACUCAAAAACCUCCACCCACACCAGCAGGUGUAAGAUUUGUGUCUCUGAGUCUCUGCAUGCUUCUCGCAUGUCCAUCUUUAAUGGCUGCACCAGAACAUGAAAAAAAAGCAAUAGAAUGGGUGCAAUGGCUAGUUAAAGAAGAAGCAUAUUUUGAAAGCAAUUCUGAAGCGACAGCAUCCUUUGGCGAGAUGUUGCUUUUAAUAGCAAUACAUUUUCACUCUGGUCAACUUGCAGCUGUAGGAGAACUAGUAUGUGCAACAUUGGGAAUGCGUGUACCUGUGCGACCUAAUGGUCUUACUCGUAUUAAACAGGCUUUCACGCAAGAGAUUUUUACAGAACAGGUUGUAACCGCGCAUGCAGUAAAAGUACCUGUUACAGCAAAUCUUAACAGCAACAUUCCUGGUUACUUGCCCGUGCAUUGCAUUCAUCAGUUGUUGAAAUCGAGAGCCUUUUCUAAACACAAAGUACCAAUAAAAAAUUGGAUUUAUCGGCAAAUCUGCAACUGUGUUGCACCGUUACACCCUGUCAUGCCAGCUCUCGUCGAAGUUUACGUAAAUUCAAUUUUAGUCAUUAACAACAAAGGAACAAACGAAUAUGUCAAUAAACCUAUCACAGAGGAAGAGAUAAGAAAAGUCUUUAGAAAUUCUAUAUUUGGUGCCAAUUUUGAUGUGCAAAAUAAGCCAUUCUCACCAAUGGAAAUAGACAAUGGUGAAGCAUCGAUUGAUAUCGAUAUUGAAAAACCGACUUUAGCUUCACAACUACUGCUUAUUUAUUAUUUGUUGUUGUACGAAGAUGUAAGGCUCGCUAAUGCAGCGACUCUUAUAGCUAAUGGGAGGAAAGUCAAAAGUUACUCUGCUGCUUUUUUGUCUGAACUGCCUAUUAAAUACCUUUUGCAUCAAGCACAAAAAGAUCAAAUGAGUUAUGGUGGUCUAUUCAGUCCCCUUCUGCGUUUACUAGCAACACACUUUCCCCAACUAUCACUCGUUGAUGAUUGGAUGGACGAUCAAGUAUUUGGUGAUUCCUGUCGCCAUCAAGUCGAUGUCAAUUUAUCUGAAACAUCUAUUAACGAAGCGUUUCAAAGUGUCGAUGAGAACCCAUACAAAACCGCCAAAAUACUAAAAGCUAUGCUUAGCAAAAAUCCCACAGAUAUAUGGCCAUACGCCGAAAUAUUUGUGCGGUACUUUAAAAGCGUACUGGGAGACCAAGUUCCGCGUCACAUACAAGAGUUGUAUCGUGAAGUUUGGUUACGCCUUAACACAGUUCUGCCACGAUGCCUUUGGAUAAUGACCAUAAAUGCUUUGCUAGACAUAAAUAGCGGUGCUAGAAACGUGACGAUAACCCAAGAAAAUGUGUUGGUCGAUCCAUUACAAGUUCUAAGGUGUGAUAUAAGGGUGUUCAGAUGUGGGCCCAUUUUGAAGAUAAUUUUACGCAUUUUGGAAGCAAGUUUAGCUGCAUCUCGAAGUCAACUGAGCCGACAUUUGCUCGAUAAACCGCUUUUGGAGAAAAGUGGCCAAUUGACAUCCGACACUGAAAGGGAAGAAUUGAAAAAUGCUUUAGUUGCUGCGCAAGAAAGUGCAGCACUUCAAAUUUUAUUAGAAGCAUGUCUCGAAACAUCAGAUGACAAAACUAAACCUGAACUGAUGUGGUCCUUACGAGAAGUCAGAAGUAUAAUAUGCUCUUUUCUACAUCAAAUAUUUAUAUCAGAACCAUCACUAGCUAAAUUGGUUCAUUUUCAAGGAUAUCCACGGGAAUUACUCCCAGUAACUGUGCAGGGUAUUCCUUCAAUGCACAUAUGUCUGGAUUUUAUUCCUGAACUUUUAAGUCAAGCUUCACUUGAAAAACAGAUUUUCGCAGUGGAUUUAGUGUCACAUUUAUCAAUCCAAUAUGCACUACCGAAGGCAAUGUCUAUAGCGCGGUUAUGUGUGAAUACACUCUCAACUUUGCUAUCUGUGCUACCGAGUGAUUUGCGUUUGGAAUUAUUCCAACCUGUUUUAAAAUCUCUUGUACGAAUAUGUAUCGCCUUUCCUUCAUUACUUGAGGAUAUUACUUCUUUAUUAUUGCAACUAGGAAGAAUAUGCGAAUCGCAAGCAUCUCUUGGACACUGUUGGAAUGAUACGCAUAUCCUUGGUGAAGGAGCUUAUGUCUAUGCCAAUUCACAAAACCAGUCUAAAGUAUUAGUUGCAGAAGUUUUAUGUAGAGAUAUCAAAGUAACCAUGUCUGAAAUUACACAAAAUGCUUUAUUGAAUGACAAAUUGUAUUAAGAAUAAAAUAUUUCCAUGA